AUGGGCCAAUUUACAGGGUUGUUGUUCUCAGACGGAGACCAGUGGAAAGAGCAAAGAAAGUUUUGUUCCAAAGCACUGAAGGAUUUUGCGUUUGGAAAAUCCCUGAUGGAGGACUCAAUCAUUGAAGAGUUUCAAUAUCUCUCAAAUACUUUGAAAGAAGAUGACAUUCCAGAGAAAUCAUCUUUUGUAACACGUGAUUUAGAAGAAAAUCUUGGACAAGCUGUGGUCAACUCUUUGUGGCUUGUUGUGGCUGGGAAGAAGCUUGACCGGUUUACCCAUGAGUAUCAGAGAGCCAUGGACUCCUUACCCAUGGAAAUGAACUACACCCUUUUCCUUUCCCUAUUUCCUUCCAUUCAAUCUCGGCUGCCAAAAAUGCUUUCAGGAGUUGAAAUUCUACAUUCCUGCACAAGCUUCAUGCAUCCAUGGGUUCAAGGACACAUUGAUGAUCACAGGAGGGAUUUCAGUGCUAAUGCAUUGCCAAGAGAUUUGAUUGACAUGUUCUUUUUGGAGCAGGCGAAGAUGGAGAAAAGUGGAGUUGAAGGUCAUCAUUACACUGAUCUUCAUUUGGCAGCUGCGCUUUGUGAUCUUUUUAUUUCUGGAGCUGAAACAACCACAUCUGGGUUAAGAUGGCUUUUGUUGUUCCUCAUUGAAAAUCCGGAAUGUCAGGAGAAAAUUCAUGAUGAAAUUGAUGCAGUUAUUGGGAAUGAGCGAUGUGUUCAAUGGGCAGACCAUAAAAAAAUGCACUAUACUCAGGCCGCAAUUCAUGAAGCUUGGAGACUGCCAGGAGUGACAUCUAAUGCAAUUGAUCAUAGACUCAUCGCUGACAUGGAGAUUGGUGGCUACCAUGUGCCGAAAGAAACCAUCAUCGUUCCACUGAUUCGUUCAGUCCACUCAAACCCGAAAUAUUGGGACAAUCCCUUGGAAUUCAAACCCGAGAGAUUCUUGGACAAGAACGGAGAAUUUCAGAUACCAAACAAAGACGCUUACAUGCCAUUUUCGACAGAGAACUGGGUUCCUUUCGCGUCGUCCAGAACUGCUUUCUAUUCGGCAGUCGUCGCAUUCCUCGCAUUUUCUACAUUCAAGUUGAUCCAGUUUAUGGUCCGACCGAAAAACUAUCCUCCAGGUCCUCUGAGAUUGCCGAUAAUAGGAAACUUCGGUUGCGUGAAUUGGACGGAAUGUUGGCCGACUCGAUUGGCGAUUUUGAAAGAAAAAUACGGCGACGUCUUCAGUGUAAAAUGUGGACAAAGCGACGUGGUGGUCAUUGCGGAUCCAAACAUCCUCAAGGAAGUCCUGAAAAGAGAUGAAGUUGGAGAACCACCCAUUGUUUACAUGAAACAAGUUCAGUAA
This is a messenger RNA of Notodromas monacha, 1347 nucleotides long. NCBI's taxonomy places the organism in Eukaryota, Metazoa, Arthropoda, Ostracoda, Podocopida, Cyprididae. The record is from the annotation of a GenBank genome assembly.